Salvia miltiorrhiza (redroot sage) is the source of this 2385-nucleotide messenger RNA. RefSeq lists its product as uncharacterized. The transcript has 2 exons. The record is from RefSeq and is a predicted model, not a curated record. Gene Ontology annotation, molecular function: zinc ion binding; RNA binding. The coding region runs from base 194 to 2119 and encodes 641 amino acids. Lineage: Eukaryota; Viridiplantae; Streptophyta; Magnoliopsida; Lamiales; Lamiaceae.
GGAAGCCAAAAGAAAAAAGUAAAGGAAGCCGAAAAGCCAUUAUAAGAAACGGAAGGAGACCAAAAAGCGACGAUCUACAAAUUGCUCUCUACACUGUGAAUUUGAUACUCCAGUCUCCAGCUGUGCUAUAUAAUCACCGAAUUAAUUAUUCACAUACUGCAAAAAAAGAGUUACCCCUCGUCACAAUCUCCAUAUGUCGUUGCAUAUUGGAAACCUAUCAGCUGGCACUCGUAUAGAUGAGCUUCAACGUGUUUUCCGGAGGUUUGGUAGGUGUACUGUACGAGUGAAGGACAAGUAUGGUUUUGUAGUUUAUGAUUAUCCUGCUGGUGCUGAAAAAGCUCUUAAAACACUUCGUGGGACAAGGAUUUGUGGUCAGGCCAUAACAAUAUCAUGGUCUAAUCGGCAGCCCCGGAAUUUGCAAAGGCUCCCCACUGGGGAAAAGUCGAACGAGCUACCACACAGAAGGUACUCAAUGAAAGAAUAUGCUCAUCGAAGGUUGGGUUCAUAUGGUCGUCGAGAGAAUGAGAUGAACUCCCAAGAAGCAGAUGGUGAACUUAAAACUGGUGCUUCUGACUUAAUUUACGAAUCAACUAGGUACCGUCCAGAUGAUUCAAAACCUUAUGUGAGGGAAAGCAGUCAUACUUCUCCGAGUGAUCAUCAUGUGAAAGGAGAUGGUAGAAAGAACCAUCUGAAUGUUAGUAGGUGGGACGAACAGGCUAUAGACCCACUUAAUGAAAUUUAUUUGGAAAAUAAUUUGGACUUUGACCGUUAUGAGCCUCAUAACAGCGACUGUAAAAAGGAAUUGGAUGAACGUACAGACAUAUCUCCUUUGGUGGGUUCACCUUCUGUCAAGAAGAUCCAAGACAGAAGAGGGCUUUCCUACAAUGAAAAAUCUCAAAAGAGUUGCUAUAUUUGUGGAGAGGUGGGCCACAAAAGGAGCAACUGUCCACUAGAGCCAAAGAGGCAUGCAUCUGGUUGUCGAGGAAGGCCACAUCCCAGUGGUGACACUGUUCCCAUUAGUAGUCAGGACAGUGACAAGGAGCCAUCAACUUCAAAAAGCUAUCAGAGGUUGCUGAGACGUGGAGAUUCUUCCACUCAGGAGAUUUCUCCUAGAGGAAGGGGGAAUGAGUUCAAAGAUAAAAAGAGAAAUUGGAGGGACUAUGAAAGUCAGGAUAAAAGUCAUAUUGAGAGAGCAAGAGGUCCAUCAUCAUCUUCAAUCCACUCUGAUUAUACUUCAUCCAGAUCACAGUCUCCUUCUAGAUCAUCUCAACCUUCAUCACGAUUCAAGUUGAAGUCAGUACAUUCAGAGAAAAUUUCCUUACCUUCUUCUUCUGGAUCUUCACCUUCACGUCAUUCUGGAUAUAAAACCUUUAAGUCACGGUCCAAAGCCGGAUCAAUGUCACUUACUUCUUCAUCUUUACCUAAAGAGGUCAAUCAAAAUGUAUCUCCCUUUCCAAAUAAAGCUCAGGAAAACUCCAAGGGUUCUUUGGCAAAUGUUGUUUCUCUUCAGCAAAGUAUGGAUGUAAUUGAAGAGGAAACACUGUUAAGGAGGACUGUAGGUUCCACUAGAACUCGAAGUAUCUCAUUCUCGUUAGAAAAUAAAUGUGAAACAAGACCUGCUAACUUGGAACAAGAAGGCAUGACGAAGGAUUCAUCUGGGAAGGAUAAUAAUCUAUCUCAUUCUUCCCCCAAGGACUCGCAUGAAUUGUUACUGUCAGAUGGUGAUGAGCAUAUUGUUGAUAAUUUAUCUCUGCACUCUAUGAAAGGGAUGAGAGAUUCACAAAUUGAGCAACAUGUAGCUGAAACAGAAUCUAAAAAUCCAUCAAUGUCUAAUGCUUCAAGUUCAGCGAGAAUGUCUUUAGAGGAAGUACACAUGGUUCUGAAACAUUAUGGCCUGCAGCACCCUGAGGAAAAUAGAAAGGACUUAUCUGUUGAAGUUUAUUUUGGUUCCGCCCGCUUUUGGCCUUGGGAGAUGAUUUACUAUAGGAGAUUAAAGAAGGGUCCUAUAUCAGCUGAGAACUAUGCAAGGAGAAUUGCUCAGAAUGCAGAAUUUGGUAUUAUUGACAGACAUGUUAGAGGCAGUAGUGGUUGGGGAGAACUUCAUGAGAAAAGUUCUUGAGCAUCUUUUUCUGCGAUUAGUGUUUCUAUUACUCUUUCAUCAUUCAUCUGAAGUCUCCUACUGAAGUGUUGAUUGGGCACCGACAGUUAUAUUUCUUCUGGUCAUGUGCUUAAGUGUUGCUGAAAUUCAUUUAGAACCCUGGUUUCAUCUUUCAUCAUGUUGUCAUGGAAUAUGACAUGACACACAAGACUUGUAGGUUUCUCUUGGUUAUAAUUGCUAAGUUUCAGUGUAUGAGAAUUUCAUCAAGUAAGAGUUUUUUAUUUUUA